UUCCGUUUCUGUCUGUUUUCUGCCUCGGAGAGGCUAUAGCGCGCCCGCUCAAAUCUCGAUAUGUGCUUCCUACACCAGCAGUAACAGUGUUUCAUAACUUACUCGCUCACACCUUCAUUUCUCCGCGUGUUUAUUUAUUUACCUUGCCGUACAAGGAAAGAACGUGACAAGUGUCUGUUUUUUUUUUUAAAUUUUAGUUUGACAACUGUUCGGCCUUUGAGUCGAGAGAAAGAGUGAAUUUUGGAUUGUUUAAAAAGUACCUACGAUGUUUUGAUAGACGGAUUGAAAAGUGGAAACAAAGAGUGGAUUCCGCGGAUCUGAUGACGGAAGUGCGUCUAAAUUGCGAUUGUGCCGUGGGAAUGGGAGCAGCGCAAUCUUAAGGAAGGAAAAGAUAAGAGAGCGAUCGACACGAGAAAGAUGAUGUUCCCUUCCUGUGGUGCAGUCAACAAUAGAGACGAGGGACCAGCUUGAAAAUGGGAAAUAGUGGCAGUUCCCAUCACCACAAUCAGCAGCAGCAGCAGCAACAGCAGCAGCAACAGCAACAGCAGAAGCAGCAGCAGCAGCAGCAGGGCUCAAGCAAUGAUCUAUUAUGUGCGGAGAUGGGUCGUGGAUGGACGCAUUCCUUUCCGCGAGAACUGGCGAGGCACCACUCUCAACCCCCGGGGCACAAAGUGCUGCCGGAGCCAUCCAAUCAGAGGCUGCGAGCCACCAAUAAUGGAAGCAUCAUUCACAACGGUGGCACCAUAAGUGGUCGUAGACCUUCGGCACUCACGCUUCCGCACGACCAUAAUAAGCAAGAAGCAUCUAGAAACAGAAGCUCUUCGACCUCAAACCUUAGUCAGUCUCGAGCUAGCGACCACUACCAUCAGCAUCAUCAGCAAUACCUUCGAAGUCAUCAUUGUCAGAAUCAGAACCGUAUCUCCUAUUGCGAAAACAGGCGGACUGAAGAGGAUGCUAGAAAUCGAGAUCACGAGAUCUGCUCUGAUCUGAAGAGAUUCGGAAGCGAACCCGACUUGAGACAUUCACUUGUCAGCCACGAGGAACAACCUGAGACCCGGCGUACUGACUUCCGGCUCAAUCCUGAUCAUCGUGACGCACGAGAGCGAGGACGAGAACGAGAGAGCCGUUACCGCUCGAAGAAGAAGUACAAAGCACCACCGCCACCACCGCCACCAGCGGCGAACGGUACCGAGGAUGGAUCCUCUCCUGAUUCUAUCAAGUGGGAACGGGAUCGUGAAGAUCGUAAUUCCCGAGGACGUUGCAGAACCGACCCUUCAGCGAUUCAUCCACCACCUCCACCAAGGAGGUCUCGCCUCUUCAAGACUCGCGCCGAGACAAAAAGGACUCAAGUCAAUUGGAACGGCUCUUCUUCAUCAGCUCUUCAUCAUCAACCUCGGGGUCGAGAUUCUUCUGAGAAUGAAAGGCGUCGUUCCCGGCAAAUAGAGGAAGACGAUGAAGAGGAGGAAGAAGAGGAGGAGGAGGAUGAGGAGGAGGAAACCAUUGCUUCCUGGUCUCAGUGCCGAGAGGACAGCAGAAGAAGAUAUAAAAUCUGGGAGGGAAAGAAUACUCUUCAGAGGAGCAUGAGCAGUCCUGAAUUUCAAGCUGAGUUGAUGCAGGUUGCUAAAAAAGUUCGAACUAAGCUUCAAUAUUUCGAAAGAGGUGCUCCUGUGGGAGAAGCUGUUACGUCAAUGGAUAGAAAACUUUUCUUUGGCAAGAACCGGAGUUUUCAAGAUUUUUCCAAAAUAUCGCGAUCGCAGAAGGAAGAUAUUAACUGCUCCUAUGAGAAGAGGGUAAACCAAGAUAGGAGAAGGAAAAGAAGAAGUGAAGAAAGUAGAUCUUAUGAAGAAAGGUCAUUUUCCGUUGAGCGAGAUAGGUUCCAAUACACGAACCCAAAUUUCCCAAAAUUGAGAGAAAAGCGCAUUGAAGAAACUGAUGCCAGGAUUUUCAGGAAGCCGCUUCGUGAAAGACCUGAGGCGGCCAUCGAGCAGGGACGGUGGAAGGCAAAUAAAAAAAAUCAACUUGAUUUAAAUACAAGGAAUGAAUUCAGCAAGUUGCAGGGCAGAUCGAGGAGUAGAUCUUCUGAGAGUCCCGCUUUAGUUUCGACAUCUACAUCGAGGCAUGCCUCGAGGGAGAAAAUGGAAGUUAGAGGUCAAGGAUCAGGGAGAGAGAGUACUCCUGAAUCCUUGAAAAUCAGGAGGAUUGACAAGGAGAAUUUUGAUCCGAGGAGACGAACGGAAAAUUCCAGGGAAAGGCGAGAAAGUAACAAGGAUGAGUGGCAAGAAUCGCACUUCAAGAUGGAGAAGAAGAGGGAAGCCGCAAAGAAGGAAAAAGGAGGAUCGAAAACAGAAGAGGACCUAGAAAAAAGUCGGAAUCCAGUGCCCGCAGCGGCGGUUUCGAAACCAAAGACAUUUUAUUUUGGCAUGGACGAUUCUCUCACCAAAGAAUCUCGAGAAGUAAAUCGAGAAAGCAGUCGUAUUCAAAUACGACCUGAAACAGAUAAUCUAAUGAUUGACUAUGACGAUCAAAAAAUUCAAAGCGAAAUCGAUGACAUAGCCUUGAAAUUGCGACCCACACUUCCUAAGAAGCAACCGGAAAUCCCGAGAUUUUCACCAUCCGCCGCCUGGAGGUUGCUCUCCGCACUAGAAACUCCCGGACCAGCGAUGAGUACAGUCAGUGAAGAAAUACCGGUCAUGUUUGAAGAGCGAAUAGAACGCCUCUCCCGACCUCCACCGCCGUUGCUGGCCCUCCAAGGUCCCCGAAGUUCCCAUGACAAAUCUGGUGAUUCGGGAAUAUCGGGAGAUGCCGGAGCUGCCAAUGAAGAUUCUAUCGAUGUGAAUAGUUCACCAAACAGGGUAAAACCUAUACCCUUAUUGAGACCAGUAGCCUGGACACCACAGCAAGAUUUAGGAGAAGAAUCCAGCAGUGACGCUGGUCUAGAUUCGCCUCCGCCACCUUCUUUCGCCAGUCCUGUGAAAUUUUCCACAAGACCGCAUGUCUUCUCCUUAUCUCUUCCUCGGGAAGAAAAUCACCGACUCUUCCCUUAUAAUAUUUCAGAACCCAAGACAAAGGACAUCUUCUCCUUUAAUUCCCUCCAGAAACUAAAACGCUCUGUUUCAGGAGCUUUAGGGUUUUCUCCACUGGAGCUCGAAAAAAAACGAGUACCAGUUGUAGAUUGUCUUGAUGACAAUUGGCUUUUGUCAACAAGUGCACCAACUUCUUUACAACACACUCAGAUGGAUCAAAAUAUAGCAUACAACGAUUUUAACGCACCUCACCGAGCCGAUGAAGACGAGGAACAACAAGAGAUUGCCGAGCAAGAGAAAUCAGACUUUCAAGCUCCUAUUAUGAUGCCUCCAUCCUUUUCUUAUUUAGCUUCUGGUGGUCACGUCAUGUAUCUUCCUGAUUCGAUUAGAGCAGGAGCUGAGGGUUCUGCCAAGCAGAAUCUUAUUGAGAACAAUCAGUCUCGUGAGAAGAAAAACGAAGAGGAGAAAAACACAAAUUUUCCAUAUAAUAACAAUACGAGAAGAUCACUGAAUUAUUGUUCCAAGUUCAGGAAGCUGAGGGACGAUGAUGAUUAUGCUAAUGCUGAUGAUAAGUUUUUGCGCUCGAGAGGAUACUCCAAGUCGUGUGAGAAUAUUUCCUAUAAGGCUAGAGGCGCAAAUGUAUCACCUGAACGUGGUCCGGAAAAUCUGCAGGAUAAAAAAGAUGAAAAUAGGGGGAAUAAUAUUAAUAAUAAAAAGAAUAAUAAUAAUAGUGGAAAGGGAGUGGCAACUUCAAAGCCUAAGAGGUUUACGUUCCAGUCUACAGUGAGGCAGAUUGAGAGACGAAGAUUAGCCGAUAGACUUUCAAGAGAAGCAGAGGCUAAGGAAAGACAGAGGAAAAACGAGCUAGAGGCGAUGAGAAAAGUUGAGGAGGAAUUUCAGCAGAAGAGGGCUAGGGAGAAGGCCAAUAUCAGACAGCAGUUGAGGCUUUAUAGCAUGGAUGAAAAUAUGAGUAGUUUGCCAACAAUCUGGGAUAGUUCCCAGAUAUCGAGAGCAGAGCCAGACGGAGCUCCGUCGUCUUCUGCAUCUUCUCCAAUAUCGCCACCUCUGGAAAAGCUGCCAGGUGCUAGAAAAAAUAGUGCAAGUAGUGAAGAGUACCACAGAAAAUCAGGAACGACCCUCGAUUCAAGAACAUCUCAUCAACAACAAUAUCCACAUCAUCCUAAUCGAGAGCACAGAGAGUACAAAGAUUAUAGACCUAAGUAUUACAACUGGACCCCCAGUACAGUGGAUUCUUCUUCUCAUACUAUCGAGUACAAGCAAACAACUAUCCAUCCUAAAGUCGUCUAUGAUAUUCCAAAAAGUUCCCACGUUUUUGUAGAUGCCAACACCCAUGCUAGUAAGCCUGUGCAUGCCAAUUCGACACCAAGGUCUGACAACUACAGGAAAGAUUUUGCUCAUGGAGCUAUCGCAGCGCGAUCCUCACUGGCAAGUAGUGACAGUGAGAUAUCGCAACCAAAUACGAGACCUCACUCUAGACAAACCGGAAGCAAAAGUAAACCACUUCGCUCUAGGUCGACUAGUCCGACGAGAAGCGUGGAUGAGGAUGCUGAUACCAGUUCAGAAAAUGAACAACAAGAGAAACCGGUGGAACCCAUCAAACAACAACGGAAUCCUAUUAGCGAUUUUAUCCUCAAUGGUGGUAUCCAACCCUUUUCAAACCAAGAGAAAAGCUACCGACCUAUUUCUUUCAAUCCUCAACCACAGACUCAAGUACAAUCAAUUCCUCCUAAUCCCACCCCUCCUUCUCCACCUCCUCCACCUUCCACUCCUCUUUCAUCACAGUCAAUUGUAAUUUAGUCUUAUAUCCUUUCUUUAUAUGACCGUAGAAGUAACUAACUUUGGACAGAUUUUUAUAGUUUUUUACAAUAAAACAAUAGAAAGUUAUAAGAAAAUUAUUUAGGAAAUCGUUCAAGUACUUUGCAUUACUGUUCAUAAGGUGUGUUAAUUGAUAAAUAUGUUAUUCAUUAUUUGUAUAUUUUUUAUUACUUGAAGUGUCCGAAGUGAGGUGACAAAAUCCUACACUUCGGAUACUAUAGUAUCAUUGAAAAUUAAAAACUUUUUUUUUCAUUCCAGGUUGUCCUUCAUUGAAAAAAAUUUAAUUAGGAUAUCCUGAUCUAUUAACAAAAUAUUGAAGAAGUCAUUUAUAAAAUAUCGCGGAACGCAAUCUGAAGCGCAGUUUUCUUAAUUAUUUAAAAGACUUAGCCUACCCAUAAACUUUUCAAAUUGACUUUAAAUAAUUUCCUCAUUCCAAUUUGGAUACUGCAAUACCGGCGAUUUUUUAGUUUUGUUUUUUAACUCGUUAAAGACGUUUUCUUCUGAUUAUGUGUAUUUAAAAUCUUUAUUUUUCUUUAAUAAUUCAGUCAAUGGUUUUUAAAAAAUUCUGUAUAUAUUUUCUGUAAUAUCCGACAAGCCCCAAGAAUUGUUUACAUUGUUUUGGAUUCGUUGGUCUUGCAUAAUCUCAAACAUUUUUCGUUCGUUCAGGAUUCACUUUGAUUUCAUCUUUAGCUAUAGCGAAUUAUAGAUAAGAAAGUACUGGUCUUACAUAUUUUCAUUUAUCUGGCUUUAAAAUUAAAGCGAUUUGUCUUGGUCUUCUCUCCUUGUUCAGACAAAACGGCAUUCUGUUAUAUUUAUAAUGUCCGUCUCGUGUAUUGUGAUCGGCUUUCCCUGCAUCUUCUUUUGUCAUAUCGUUUUGAUAAAAUCUGUUUGCUAGAUCAAAGCAUAAAAAGAAGACUUUUUCCUGCCCUAUAUCGAUAAUAUUCUACUAGUCCGCGAGUCGGUAUUUAUCUAAAAAUUUUUUCCCAUUUGAUUUUCUGUAAUAGACAAGUGUUUUCUAAUAUUUUCUUUCGCUAGCCUUUCUUUUACUUGCCUGAUGUUUUCAUUUGGAUGCGUGGAUGGAGACUUGUAAUUUCUUUUAUCUGUCGGAACGUUCUAUUCCGUUCGAAUUCUGUAGGGCGUUAAACUUUUUAAAGGUAUAUGGACACUUCUAAAGGGAAAUAAAUCACGAAAUUAUUAUUCAGAUUAUUAAUUUUAUAAUUAAUUCGUGGCCAGGGGUGAUGGAUACAUAAAGAUUUCCUUUCUGUUCCUGGAGAAGAACAAUUCUUUAUAGGGAUCCUUCUUCUUUCUCUUUGACGGGUAUGUCUAGAAUACAGGUGAAUAGUCCUUAGAAUAUCGCUACUGAAAGUAAACUAAUGUCGAGGAUAUGUUGGUAAUUUCAUUCUUCAUUAUCAAGAUGAUAUCUAGUUCUGUGAUGGUCAAAUUCUUCUAGUGUGUUCUUCAGAAUUGCGGAUGUCAUGAUUUGAGUAUGUGCUAUUUCAUAUUUACUGUCAUUGAUGGCAAAAUCUUUGAAAGUGUCAAUGUCUUCAUUCCUUUUAUCGAUCGAAAGAGGGACCGUAUAAGUUUAGUAUUUACAAAAUUAUCCUUCGUAUUUUUAUUUACAAUUUAACCUAAUCUUCGAGCUAUUUCUAAUUCUUUUUCGUUUUCUUUUCUCAUUUUUAAGUAUUCAGUUGAGAAAGUAGCUUGAGGAUUUUCAUGUGGUCAAUCAAUACUGAUGCUAUAUUUUUAUUGUCAGUGUUACAACUUGUCGAACUUAAAAUUGAUGUGUUUUAGGUCAGACUCUGAGAGAGUUCGGAACAAAGUUUUAGAAAUUACUCCGAUAAAAUUCGCUAGUCAUCUCUUGUAUCUCUGUUUUCGCUUUAGGUGCACAUAUUCUAAUUUUGAGGUUAUUGUUUUCUAGUAUUUCUAAUAUUUCCAAAGGGAGGGGGGAGUCGGAAAAAGUAAAUUUUUAUACCAUAGGGGGUGACAUGUACACCCUCUUAUGGAUUAUUUUCCUACUGGCUCUCUUGACGGGUUAUGCCGUGGUAAUAAUCCGGAGUUCAGGAUCGAAAAAGAAUAGCUCAGUUUAAUUAAAAUCAUGUGAUUCUAUCCUGGUAGGAUCGUCAGAAAUGUUAUAGUUUAGGUUUAGGGAUUGUGUUGAACAAAGUUAAUCGAUAAUUUGUUUUUGUGCUGUCUCUGCGUCUGACCUCACUCUUCGUGGUACCAAAUCCUCUGUCUGGGUCAAUCGUGGUUAAAGCUUCUCUUAGGGCUUGUUUAGCUGUUUGUCAUACCUCUUCUAGCUGAUUCUGGGUUCUGUUCUCAUAGGUAAUGAGGUCAUAUUUUUCCGCAGCAAUCUUUAACAGAUUUCAAAUGCUAACGAACAAUUGUUCUAUCUGAUCCCACCGAUGCCACCAAAAUUAUGUUGAACUUGUAAUAUUCCUUAACUUGCUUAGGACAAGAUGUAUUCUUUGUGUCAGAGUCUAGAAUAAACUGCCCUUUACGAGCAUAAUACAUCCAUUUAUAAGUCCGAACGAUCCUAUUGAAAGUCUAUAUAUACGGUCCUUUCUAUAAAAAACAAAGAUCUGAAUAUACAAUACCCUCUAUUAACAGGAGGUACCCUUCGUCAAAAACAGUAUUCUUCAAUUGAUUUACUGGAGUUGCAUCAUGCUCCGAGAUGAUUUUCUUUUGCGUGAUCGCUAUUCAAAUUACUAGACUGCUUUCACUUUUUUGAGCUACAGCCAAGAUUUUCAGUGAUAUUUGAAUUGGAUGAUUGGAUGAUCUUUGACUGGAACACUUUUAUAACCAUUGUUUUUUCUUGUUAGUUUGAGUUUCAUUUGCACCUAGCUUUUUUUGCUGAAUAACCAUCACGAAUGAAUCAGUCCAAAGUAUGGGAUCUGAAACUUGUUGUUGAAUCUUUCGAAGAAAAAAGCUUAAGAUUCACUAUAAUGAUACAUCUGAUUCUAAAGCCGGCUACAAGAUUCAGAGAAGCGUUUCCUAAAGUUGCAAUGGUGUCUUUUUGCAUCCUUGGAAGUAGAUGCAUAGAUCGAUUCUAAGCAGCUUCUUUAAUAUCACCUUCAAGUUGUGUGGGUCAUGAAUGUUUCAAUUUAUAGGCAACGUAGGAUGGUAAUAACAUACUAGAUGUAUAGCCUGUCAUCUGUCAUCAUUAUAAUAAUUAAUUAUAUCGGGUCUAACUGCAGCUCGUCCUUUUUUGAUAUUUUCGCUUAACCGCGAAGAUUCCUAAUUUUAUUUAACUUUUCUUUUUACAUUCUUCCUGAUUUCUCUGAAUAGUUUUUUACACAACGUCUUCCUGGAAGUAAAGAUCUCUCGCCGUUAAAGGAAACCCCCAUUCAGGCUAUUUUAGUAACCUUUGUUUUUCCUGGUUUCGCAGGAUGUUUUACCCGAAAUUUGUCAGAAAUUUUACUUCGGGGCACCCCUAACUGUUUUGAUGAUCUACGGAUUGUAUAAAAAAAAUAUUUUUAAAGUUUUAAUAUUGUCACUGUUUCCCAGAAGUUAGAAAAGAUCAAAGUCCAAAGUUAAUAAACAUGUCUGAAGUUACGUGCUUCUACGGUACAUUUUAAAUUUUUGAUAGAAUAUGAUAAAUGAUGAUUUUUAAUGUAUAUCCUAUAACAAAAAAUGUAAACUCUUCGCUAAUAUUUCAAGAAAAAAACAUAAACAUUUUUGCUGGAAAAAAUAAUUGAUAAAUACCCCGACUUUUUAUUUGCUGCGCCAAAAAGAAAAUUGGCAUGGAAACGUUAUUUUAUUCCUCUUGUUUUGCAUUUUUGAAAGCGCAGGAUGUAUAAUAUAUGUGUACAAUAGAAGUCAAAUAGAUUUAUUUUUAUAGAUUUUUGUAUAAAGUUAAUUUAAUAAUAUAAAAAUAAUAUAUACAUAGGUAAAAUAAAAUAAUAUAUAAUAUGUAAUAUAUAAUACAUUUUUAAAUCAGCGAAUAACAAAAGUUCAGCUCCUAACCAAAUGUGUUCCCCGUGUAUAAUACGAUUUAUUUCAUGUUCACAAUUAAUGCUUUAUAUAUCAUAUUUUUGUAUUUUAUAUCUAUUAAAAAAGGUACAAGGGUGAUCCAAAAAUGAAUGAUGAUUCUUUUUAGUAGAGGCCAGCGUAGCUCCCCCCCUUCCGAUAUUGAAAAUAAUAGGAAAAAUGUCUUCCUAAGUUUCAGCCAAAUGCAGAUAAUAGGAAAAUGUGUGCUUUUUGAAAACUACUAUCUAUGGUAUGAAAGUUUAAAAAAAACUUGCUUGGUAUUUAUUUGCUUUGAGGAGUAUUGAAAAAAUAGUAUUUGCUAGAUGAAUUGAAAAGUAUGACUGCUUCUCCCAACAAAAAAAUCUGUAAUGUACGUCAUAUUUUGCUGUCCUCUAGUCGAAAGUCGAUUUUUUGGAUCACCCUAAUCGCUCAUGCAUACAUGCAUAACUAUAUAAAAUAGUUUUCUAUUUUGUUUUUAAAUGCCUGAAAUUUAAUAGUAUUAACAAAUGGACCAUUAAAAGAUUGUUAACUCAUGGAAACUUUCAUAUGCAAUCUAAGGCGAGAUGACACACAACAAAUUAGUAUUUAAUUUGUAACUCAAGAGGUUUAGGGACAAAGUUAUGAAUUUUGUAAUUAUAUAUGUACAGGGAUUUUCCAAGACAGUGUUUUGCUCACGUAAUGUAAUAAUAAAAUAAAAGAAUUCUUUGUUACAAAA
Belonocnema kinseyi is the source of this 9540-nucleotide messenger RNA. RefSeq names its product serine/arginine repetitive matrix protein 2-like. The record is from RefSeq and is a predicted model, not a curated record. The transcript has 10 exons. Lineage: Eukaryota; Metazoa; Arthropoda; Insecta; Hymenoptera; Cynipidae. Bases 474 to 4841 code for a protein of 1455 amino acids.